CCGAGUAAACAACAGAAAUUCUACGAUGUCUGGACGUGGCAAAGGAGGAAAAGUAAAGAGCAAGGCCAAGACUCGCUCAAGCAGAGCUGGACUACAAUUCCCAGUGGGCCGUAUUCAUCGUCUCCUGCGCAAAGGAAAUUAUGCCGAAAGAGUUGGCGCCGGAGCCCCUGUCUAUCUAGCAGCAGUGAUGGAGUAUCUCGCUGCUGAAGUAUUGGAGUUGGCAGGCAAUGCUGCUCGUGACAAUAAGAAGACUAGAAUUAUCCCGAGACAUUUGCAGUUGGCUAUUCGUAACGACGAGGAAUUAAAUAAACUGUUGUCUGGAGUUACGAUUGCACAAGGCGGUGUUCUUCCGAACAUUCAAGCUGUUCUGUUGCCGAAAAAAACUGAGAAAAGCAGCUCUUAAAUCGCUUAGCAAUA
Messenger RNA from Fopius arisanus, 417 nucleotides. Its product is annotated as histone H2A. Gene Ontology annotation, cellular component: nucleosome; chromatin. Bases 26 to 403 code for a protein of 125 amino acids. Gene Ontology annotation, biological process: heterochromatin formation. The transcript has a single exon. Lineage: Eukaryota; Metazoa; Arthropoda; Insecta; Hymenoptera; Braconidae. Gene Ontology annotation, molecular function: protein heterodimerization activity; structural constituent of chromatin; DNA binding. The record is from RefSeq and is a predicted model, not a curated record.